This is a messenger RNA of Danio aesculapii, 2235 nucleotides long. Its product is annotated as piggyBac transposable element-derived protein 4-like. Bases 29 to 2002 code for a protein of 657 amino acids. Lineage: Eukaryota; Metazoa; Chordata; Actinopteri; Cypriniformes; Danionidae. The transcript has 4 exons. The record is from RefSeq and is a predicted model, not a curated record.
AGUAAUGCAAGCAGUUGAGUAAGCUAUAAUGCCGUCCAAACGCUGCUAUUUUCAUGGGGGUUGCGCUUUUUCUUUGUUUAGCCUUCCAAGGGGCAGGGAACAGAGAGAGAAGUGGUUACAGUUCAUUUUUAAUUCUGUUCCAGAGAGUUAUAAGAAAGAUAUUACUCUCUGUGCAAGGCAUUUUACAAAGAACUGCUUCCAGAAUUACUCUCAGUUCACUGCUGGAUUCGGCCUCAAACUUGUCCUCAAAGAAGGAGCGGUGCCGACGAUAAAAGAUUGUGAGCCACAACCUCGAGAAUUGGUUCCUGUGGUUCCAGCAGUUGCAGUGGAGGUUUUUCGGGCUUCUGCUUCGGUUCCCAAGAAGAACACUACAAAUAAUGCGGAUUGCGAUUUAGUUAGCAGCGAUGAGGAACUUGAUUUCUGUGACCAGGACAGUGUGGCAUCCAGUGUGGACAGCUUAGUAGAAGACAUGUUUAUUGAUGAUAUGGAUCCUAUUCUAGACUGUAGGCCUUCAUCAGACCUUUACUUGCCAGAAGAGGACUGCGAUUCAGAAGACACUCCACAACACAGAAAGAGACUUUGCCUGUCUUCUGCUGAAGGAGGCGACAGGAAAAAUGAAAAUGGUUUCUAUUGGACUGAAACUGAAAGGUGGCAAAGCUCAGAUGAAGCAGAUGUUGAGCCACCUCUGCUGGUCUUCACACCCAACCAAAAUCCUGGCCCUCAGAUUUUACCAAACAGGUGCUCCAGCGCUCUGCAGUUUUUUCAGCUCCUUUUCCCAAAAUCAAUGUUUCAGACCAUUGCAGGAUACACAAACAGCUAUGGAGCCAAGUAUGAAGAGAGAAAGGGCAAGUUGUGGAACCUCAUUAGUCAAAGUGACAUGAAGUCUUAUGUAGCGCUGGUAAUUUACAUGGGUAUGUUCAGGUGCUCUUCACUCACAGACUAUUGGAGUGAGUCCCAGCACUUCCGUUUGUCCUUUCCUGCAAAAAUCAUGCCUUACAGGAAAUUUCUGUCCAUCUCCAAAGUUCUUCAUCUGAGCGAAAGCAGAGAGGAUGAGAAGAACAUCUUAAAGAGGGGAACAGCAGCUUACGAACGUCUGGGUAAAAUCCAGCCUCUGUACCAAGUCAUUAGGGAGUCCUGCAAAACAUACUUUCAUCCCUUUCAGAACAUCACCAUUGUUGAACGAAUGGUCAAAUCACAGGCUAGAACUGGACUCAAACAAAGCCUGAAGAGCAGAUCUCCAAAUAUGGGGUUCAAACUUUUUGCACUGACAGACUGCACCUGCGGCUAUACGUGGGACUUCUUUAUUUACGAGGGGAAGUCGUGUGCGUCACAGAGCGAGGGAUUGAGCUAUGAGUCUGUGAUGGCAUUAGUGGAUGAGAAUAUGUUGGGUUCUGGGUACAAAUUGUUUGUAGACAAGUUUUACACCAGCCCCACACUCUUUAUGGACCUUCUGGACAAAAAGGUCUUGGCUUGUGGCCCUGUUUGGCCAAACAGGACAGGUUACCCAAAAUCAGCUAAGAACAAGCUGUCAUCGAAUGCUCCACGUGGCACCAUGCGUUGGAUUAGACACAACAAGCUGCUGUUUGUUGAGUGGAAAGACUCCAAGGAGGUGCAGAUGUGCUCUUCAUACCAUAAAGCCUAUGAAGGCGACACUGUGCAGAGGAAGGUGAAGCGGGAUGCACAUCGAACCCUUGAGGAGAUCCCCGUUCCAGCUGUGGUGCUGGACUACAGCAAGAACAUGGAAGCAGUGGAUUCAUCCGAUUGCGUCACUGAACAUUUCAGGGCUAUACAUAAACCUAAAAAGUGGUAUCAGUGCAUGUUUUAUCACUUUCUGGACAUCACUGUAGAGAAUGCCUUCAUCAUGCAGGAACUAGUGACCAAGGGAAACGGCAAGAAGCCUUUAACACGAAAGGCGUUCUUGCAAGCCCUCAUUUUAGAGCUUACAGAAAUAGAUACUCUGGAUUCUGCAGCAGUUCCUUUAGCUCUCUCUUCAUCAGGAUAAUCCUCAACUACAUUCCACAAGUCAUGUUGGACAGUGCUGCUAGGAGAAAUGUUACCUCCAGUCAUGUGUGACAUGAUAUGAUGAUGAUCUUUCAGCCCGAGAUGGACCAUUCUAAUGACGGGCUUAAAAAAGGCUUCUUGAAGUAAAUGUAAAAGGUGUUUUUUUGCAUUUAUUUGAAAUGUUUUGUUUGUUGUAUUGAAAGGCUGAAUAAAUAUGUUUUGAAUGGUAUUGCA